ACUUCUGAAAUAUCGCGAGAAGAGAAGACGGAUAAGCGCGAGGGUCCUACGUGCUCGAGCAUGCGGUUCUCAUUCCUGUUCAAGAAGAGAUCUCGAGUAGCACAGCGCUUUCGCACGCGUGGCGCAACGUAAACAUGGUGCUGUUACACGUGCUGUUCGAGCAUGCUGCUGGAUAUGCAUUAUUUGCUAUCAAAGAAGUUGAAGAGAUCGGGAUGCUUCUACCUCAGGUGGAAGCGAGUGUCUUAAAUGUUGGCAAAUUCAAUGCUGUGGUCCGAUUGAGCGCUUUCUUUCCAUUUAAAUCCGCCCAGGGUGCGCUUGAGAACAUAAAUGCUGUUUCUGAAGGAGUUGUCCAUGCAGAUCUCAAGUUGUUUUUGGAAACCAACCUUCCGUCCGGAGGUAAAAAGAAGGCUAUGUUGGGUGUGUCGGAUACCAAACUUGGGGCGGCCUUGCAGGAAGAGCUUGGGUUGUCUAUCCAAACAGGAGGCGUAGUUUCUGAAAUCGUACGGGGUGUCCGUCUGCACUUUCACUCCCUGGUCAAGGGGCUGACAGCCCUGGCUGCGUCCAAAGCUCAACUUGGUUUGGGUCACAGCUACUCCAGAGCCAAAGUCAAGUUUAACGUCAACAGAGCAGACAACAUGAUCAUCCAGUCCAUCGCUCUCCUAGAUCAACUAGACAAAGACAUCAACACAUUCUCCAUGCGUGUGCGAGAGUGGUACGGAUACCAUUUCCCAGAGCUGAUAAGGAUAGUGAGCGACAACAGCAUGUACUGUAAAAUGGCCAAGCUGAUCGGGAACAGGAAGGAACUGUCGGAGGAGAUGCUGGGAGCGAUUGAGGAGAUCAUCAUGGACAGCGCUAAAGCUCAGGCCAUUCUCGAUGCUUCUCGUAGCUCGAUGGGCAUGGACAUCUCUCCUAUUGAUCUGAUCAACAUCGAGUGCUUCUCCACUCGCGUGGUGUCACUAUCAAACUACAGACAGGAGCUACAAGAGUACCUGCGUUCUAAAAUGGGCCAGGUGGCACCAAAUUUGGCCGCUCUUAUUGGUGACGUGGUUGGUGCACGCCUCAUCUCCCACGCUGGAAGCUUGACAAACCUGGCCAAAUAUCCGGCUUCUACGGUGCAGAUCUUGGGUGCUGAGAAGGCCCUGUUCAGGGCCCUAAAGACCAAAGGAAACACGCCAAAGUACGGUCUCAUUUUCCACUCGACGUUUAUCGGGCGUGCAGCAGCUAAGAACAAAGGUCGCAUCUCUCGUUACCUUGCCAACAAAUGCACAAUCGCGUCUCGCAUCGACUGCUUUUCAGAGGUGCCAACCAGUGUGUUUGGGGACAAACUGCGUGAUCAGGUGGAAGAACGGUUGUCCUUUUACGAGACCGGAGAGACUCCACGCAAGAACUUGGAUGUCAUGAAAGAGGCCGUUGCAGAGGCUGGCGAGGUAACGGCCGAGAUUAAGCGGAAGCUUGAGAAGGAAAGGAAGAAAAAUAAGAGAAAAAAGAGAAAGCUAGAAGCUCUUUCCACAGCUGAAGGGGAUGAUGUGGAGGACAAGAAAGCCAAAUCCAAUGGAGGAGAUGUUAAGCAGGAUGAAGAACAACCUGAAGAGGUCACUUCAAAUGGGGUGGUAGGGGCCACGCCUUCCAAGAAGAAAAAGAGGAAGAGUGAAGCCAUGGAGGCAGAGCCUGAGAUUAAAGAGGAAGAAGAUCAGACGGAGAAGAAAAAGAAAAAAAAGAAAAGGAAGUCUGAGCUGGAGGAUGAAUAGAUUCAAUUGAAUCCAGACUGUACCUCUUCUGUAUUGUACAGAUUUAACUUUUUAUGAUUAUCAGUGUUGAGCUGUGGUCGGAAAGCAUUUUGGAGAUGCUUGUGAGCCAAGCAAAAGUCGUGCGAUGAUGAUUAGAAAUGUGUUUGGUUGCUUUUAUACAAAUUUACGUUAUUUUCCGUGAAUACUCAAAGCACCUUUCUGAAAUGGACGGAUUAUCUCUGUGCCUUGAGUGAUAAUAAAAUAACAGCCCUUUGGCAUUAUUGAAAGGACUUUGUGUUGUGAAGUUUGUCAUAAAAUAGAUUUAAUAGACAUUGAUGCAAUGCCACUGGGAGUAAGUUACCGUCAAAAACAAUAGUGUCUUUAGAGGAAGCAUGUGUUAAUAGAUAUUAUAGAUUAUAUUUUUGUACAUUAAAACAGCAGCUAUCUGAUAGUGAAAUUGUAAUCUUGCUUUGAUAAAUAAUACAAGAUAAUGCAUGUGGUGUUCUCAAUAUUUCCAUCCGGAGUCCUCCGGCCAUUAUAUUGUAAUGUUACAUUUUAGGCUGUGUAUCAUUUGGCCUUUGAAUAAAUGAAUAAUCAUGCCGCGUUA
This is a messenger RNA of Triplophysa dalaica, 2334 nucleotides long. RefSeq names its product NOP56 ribonucleoprotein homolog (gene nop56). Lineage: Eukaryota; Metazoa; Chordata; Actinopteri; Cypriniformes; Nemacheilidae. Gene Ontology annotation, molecular function: snoRNA binding. Gene Ontology annotation, cellular component: box C/D methylation guide snoRNP complex; small-subunit processome. The transcript is spliced from 12 exons. The record is from RefSeq and is a predicted model, not a curated record. Bases 135 to 1748 code for a protein of 537 amino acids.